AUGGCUAAAUCUGAGAGUGGUGAACAUGCUGGCAGUGUUCCCACCGAUGGCAACGACAGUGAUGGCUCUAUAACAGUAAUACGCGAGGAACGGUCUAACAGUGAUUUCGGAUCAGAGAUGAUAAAUAUGUUGCAAGAUGAUGAAGAUAGCCAACGUGAGACCAGCGUGAGUGAAGACCAGAUAGAGACAGACCUAGAUAUAGAGCAUUCUCCCAAGAAGAGAAGUCAUGCUUCCAUGGAGGGCGAAGGUAGUGACUACGACGAUGAUGACGAUGACUUGGAAGUAACUAAUAUGAACAAGAGGCGCAAUGCAGACUUGACACCCGAGACCAUCAACUUGGAAGCCGAGGAACAGCAAGUGGUCGAGAUACCAGACGAAGAGGCCAAUGACGAGGAGAGCAAGAAAAGGGAAUACAAGCGGGUACGAGACUACAAAUGUCCUAUAUGUUUCGAGCCACCAGAUGUUGCUAUUAUGACUCCCUGCGGGCAUGUAUUCUGUUGCGAAUGCUUGUUCCAAAUGGUAAACAACUCAAGAACUCCUCGUAAAGGAGGUGUCUGUGCUCUAUGCAGAAAGACCAUAAACAUGAAACAGAUCAAAAUGCUAGUACUCCGAAAAGUACAGAAGAAGACCUGA
Messenger RNA from Nakaseomyces glabratus, 633 nucleotides. RefSeq names its product SUMO-targeted ubiquitin ligase complex subunit SLX8 (gene SLX8). Gene Ontology annotation, molecular function: metal ion binding; SUMO-ubiquitin ligase activity. Lineage: Eukaryota; Fungi; Ascomycota; Saccharomycetes; Saccharomycetales; Saccharomycetaceae. The record is from RefSeq and is a predicted model, not a curated record.